Mesorhabditis belari is the source of this 2370-nucleotide messenger RNA. NCBI's taxonomy places the organism in Eukaryota, Metazoa, Nematoda, Chromadorea, Rhabditida, Rhabditidae. The record is from the annotation of a GenBank genome assembly.
AUGCCGGUGUUAUUCCGUAGCGGGGGCGGGGCGGGAUCCGCCCGUCCCCCCGCACCCAUCGGAUCAUCGCUCAGAUCGAGUACCGGAUCGAGAGAUUUGUUGAAUGUUCAGGCAGAUGGCCGAAAAGGAUCUUCGGCUUCACGGGGAGUCGAUCCAGCGAGAGCCGUGCGCCAACUAAAACAACGAAUCGCUGAAAUCCCAAAACCUCCAGCUGAUUUAAAGCAACGGCUGAAGAGUUUCUACAAGAAACAUCACUUGAAAUAUCUCAAUCCACUUGUUUUCAUUAUGAUCUAUAUGUUUUUUGGCGCACUCUUUUUCCUCUGGCUAGAGGGUUCAUCAGAUGAGCGCCGGAAACUCGACGACUACAAUCAUUUCACAAAAGAGAAAGAGCUCUUCACGCGGCGAAUCGAGGAAAUAAUGGCCGACAAAGCGAUCAAAACAAGAUCGGGAAAACGGAAAUCGAUCAACGAGGCUAUGGAGUAUUUUCAUAAACAAGUCGGCUUCUCGGUGACGAAUCAAACACAUUGGGAUCUCGCGACAGCCAUGUAUUAUGCGGGCACACUUUUCACCACUAUUGGUUACGGUGAUGUGUCUUGUGCAACGACUGCUGGUCGCAUUCUCACUGUCAUCUAUUCAUGUAUUGGAAUCCCAUUAAUGUUGAUCACUUUGAACGAUCUCGGCAAAUUCCUCUACACGAGUAUUAAUGGAUGUGUCAUGAGCAUCGACGACGCAUGGACCUAUUUGGGUGUUUUUCGAAUAUGCAAUCGAAAGAAAAACAAUGUUGACAUUAAAGUCGAUGAGGUGGAAGCAGUGGAAAGAGGAGAGAAUCAGUCAAUAACGAGUAUACACUCCGAAUUGGGAAGUACAAACUCGGAUAGAGAAAAUGACCUGGAUGAACUGUUAGAAGAAGAGGAGGCGAAAACACCGAGAAUGAGUGUAAAGGUCGCCUUGGGCAUCACUGUCGGAUGGAUUUUCUUCUGCUCGGCUCUUUUCCGUUUAUGGGAGGAUUGGACAUAUGGAGAAUCGUGCUAUUUCAUGUUCAUCUCUCUCUCGACAAUCGGACUCGGUGAUAUCUCGGUCGCUCAUCGAGGAAUGAUGGUCCUUUGCUUCGUUUUCGUCAUCGUCGGCCUUUCACUUGUCAGCAUGUGCAUCAACGUUGUUCAGGUAGCAAUCGAGGAGAUGUACAUGGCUUUCCUCAUGAAAUUGAUUAUGGAAUAUCAAGAGAAAAUGGCCGCUGGUGGAGAUCCAAAGGGUGCUAGCAUGGGAAUGAUGCGAAUGUGGGGAAAUAACAAGACCGCCAAGUUGUUGAUGCCACUGCUUGGCAAAGAAAUGAAACGAACGGCUAUGGAAAAGGUUGAAGUCGAGGCACAAAAGAAAGGAAUCGAGAUUCCAUCGAUUCUCAAGGAUGUCGAUCUUGAAACGGGAAUGCCAAAGAUUUUACAAAUUGCUGAACAGACACAUUCGAAGAAAGAUGUGCCUGAUGAGGAAUUCCAAAUGCCGCCCGAGCUCGAGGCAAUGGUCGAAAGACAUAUCGCGGCGGCCGUAUUGGAGCGUCAAGCCUCCGAGAAAUUGAGCCUUCGCUCGCAAAGCUUGUUGGAUGUGGCUGUGGAACCACCGAAGCCCCUUCAUAUGACCCCGUCGAUUGCAUCAAUGUUACUUGGACAUGACGCUGACACGCAAACAGAUAUCUUGCAAACAUUCGAUGAAAGCGAGCAAACAUUGCAAACGAUACUCGACGAUUCGUCGACACAAACGGAAACCACCGAAACAAAACAUGUAUUCAUUGAAAGAGAAAUGCAAACUGAUCAGUUAAUCGGCAUCGUCGUCGAGACUCAAACGACCAUCCGGCAGUACUGCGAGUCAUCCACAUCGACUCCUGUCAUACACACUGUCGAAAACGACAGUCAAACGUCGACGAGUCAAAUGAGAGAACAAGAGAUUCAGACGUACAUUCAUGAAUAUGCUGACGCCGAAACAUCUACUGCGGUGGAAACGAAGAACAUCCGCAUUCAAACCCCUCAUCCACAGAUCAUGGACAAAACGAUACAGUCGGAAGAUCUAUCGGAAGGCAAAUCGCAUUCACCAUCGAAAAUGUCAUCGGCGCGGAAACGAAUCCGACGAGCGCUGCGAAUCACAUCGGCAGCAAGAGGCGGUGGAAGGAGGAACACCCUCGAUCAUACACCGGCGAUGAGUGAUUGGGUUGAGGAUGAGAUCGCCGAGGAAGAUGAGGAGGGCGAGGGCGAAGAAGGCGAAGAGGACGCGGGUUCAGUCGAAUCUCUCCAUUGGGAUCCCGUUGAUGGACUUCAUGCCGAGAAACAAUUACCCGUUCAGAAAUUGAAAGCAAUGUUCGAUCGGAAAUCAUCACUCAAA